CCCUCAAACACCAGGUCCUUAUGUACCUGCCCAUUCCCGCCAUUUUAUCACCUACUCAUCUUCGCAAUUCCGGCAAGAUCUCAAAUUCCCGACCGACCAACCCUAGAUCAUCGGUAUCGGUUGCAGGUAGCAACCUCCAUUUUCGGCUAUUUCAACCAGAGUCUCAGCGAUUCGCCGGAACUGUUAACUCGCCCGAUUCUGUUACUAAAAACAACGUGAAACCGCCACUUCUGGCGAGGAAAUGGACCUGCUACUCGCUGAGAAGGUCCUUUUGGGCCUCUUCGUGGCCAUAGUGACCGCCAUUACUGUCUCCAAGCUCAGGGGCAAGCGCCUCCGGCUGCCUCCUGGUCCCCUGACCAUUCCCAUCUUCGGAAACUGGCUCCAAGUCGGCGACGACCUGAAUCACCGAAACCUCUCCGAUCUGGCCAAGAAGUUCGGCGAUGUCUUCCUUCUGAGAAUGGGGCAGAGGAACCUGGUUGUUGUUUCUUCUCCUGAUUUGGCCAAGGAUGUUCUCCACACGCAGGGCGUCGAGUUUGGAUCGAGAACCAGAAACGUCGUCUUCGACAUCUUCACCGGUAAAGGCCAGGACAUGGUUUUUACAGUCUACGGCGAGCACUGGAGGAAGAUGAGGCGUAUCAUGACUGUUCCUUUCUUCACAAACAAGGUGGUUCAGCAGUACAGGUAUGGCUGGGAAGACGAGAUCGGACGGGUGGUCGAGGAUGUACGGAACAAUCUGGCAGCUCAGAAGGAGGGAGUCGUCCUGAGGAAGCGCCUGCAACUGAUGAUGUACAAUAAUAUGUACAGGAUCAUGUUCGAUCGGAGGUUCGAGAGCGAGGACGAUCCCCUCUUUGUGAAGCUCAAGGCCUUGAAUGGAGAGAGGAGCAGACUGGCUCAGAGCUUCGAGUACAACUAUGGCGAUUUCAUUCCCAUUCUGAGGCCUCUUCUCAGAGGUUAUUUGAAGCUCUGCAAGGAAGUGAAGGAGAGGAGACUGCAACUUUUCAAGGACUACUUCUUGGAGGAGAGGAAGAAGCUGGCCAGCACUAAAGGGUCCUCAGGGGAUUUGAAGUGUGCGAUUGAUCACAUUUUGGACGCUCAAAAGAAAGGCGAAAUCAACGAAGAUAAUGUCUUAUACAUAGUGGAGAACAUCAAUGUUGCAGCUAUCGAGACAACCCUGUGGUCCAUCGAGUGGGGCAUAGCCGAGUUGGUGAACCACCCCCACAUCCAAGCCAAGCUUCGGGCCGAGCUCGACUCGGUGCUUGGACCCGGCGUCCCAAUCACCGAGCCCGACACCUACAAGCUCCCAUACCUUCAAGCUGUGAUCAAGGAGACCCUCCGCUUUCGAAUGGCGAUCCCGCUCCUCGUGCCUCACAUGAACCUCCAUGAUGCCAAGCUCACAGGCUAUGACAUACCAGCUGAGUCCAAGGUUCUUGUCAAUGCUUGGUGGCUCGCUAACAACCCUGACAACUGGGUGAGGCCUGAGGAGUUCAGGCCUGAGAGGUUUUUGGCAGAGGAAGCUCGAGUUGAGGCUAAUGGAAAUGAUUUCAGGUACUUGCCCUUUGGUGUUGGAAGGCGUAGCUGCCCUGGUAUCAUAUUGGCUCUGCCUAUAUUGGGUUUGACCCUGGGAAGGCUUGUCCAAAACUUUGAACUCUUGCCUCCUCCAGGCCAAGACAAGGUGGACACUACAGAGAAGGGAGGCCAAUUCAGCCUGCACAUUCUCAAGCACUCCACUAUAGUGGCCAAGCCUAGGGUCUUCUAAAAAUAAAAUUGUUGAGGCCUUGCUACUCUCUCUCUUCAAAAUGUUUUUUAAGUUAUCUUGUACUGAGUUGUGCUUCAUUUGGUGGUCUUCAUGUUGUAAAAACUUUUGGUAAAUUUGAACUAUUGUGAUGAGAUUACGGGCUCUUUUUACCCUUUGGACAAAUAUUUUAAUAUCUGAUAUUAUCAUAGUAUUUUA
Messenger RNA from Amborella trichopoda, 1951 nucleotides. It is a transcript of the gene C4H, whose product is annotated as cinnamate-4-hydroxylase. Gene Ontology annotation, biological process: lignin metabolic process. Gene Ontology annotation, molecular function: heme binding; iron ion binding; trans-cinnamate 4-monooxygenase activity. The record is from RefSeq and is a predicted model, not a curated record. NCBI's taxonomy places the organism in Eukaryota, Viridiplantae, Streptophyta, Magnoliopsida, Amborellales, Amborellaceae.